This is a messenger RNA of Daphnia pulicaria, 1402 nucleotides long. RefSeq names its product lysosomal aspartic protease-like. Gene Ontology annotation, molecular function: aspartic-type endopeptidase activity. Bases 140 to 1327 code for a protein of 395 amino acids. Gene Ontology annotation, cellular component: lysosome. Lineage: Eukaryota; Metazoa; Arthropoda; Branchiopoda; Diplostraca; Daphniidae. Gene Ontology annotation, biological process: proteolysis; cell death. The transcript is spliced from 10 exons. The record is from RefSeq and is a predicted model, not a curated record.
ACAGCAGCAGUCGUAGUGUGACUCAGUCAGUAGCCUAUCGCCUGAUUGAAAUUUGUUAAUCUUGUUAGUGUACGACUUGCAAAACGCAAUAAACGUAGAAAACAGUAUUCGUAUUUGGGAAGUCCAUUGGAAAUACUGUAUGAAAAUGAGGGUUUUAGGUGUCAUCCUCUUGUUUAUUGCCCUGUCCAUGGGUGAAGCUGUUAAAUUACAAAGAGUAACCUUAGAAAAAGUACCUUCAGUACGCAAAACACUGGAGAGUGUUGGAACUUCGAUCAAAGUUAUCCAAAAAAAAUGGGGUGCUUCAGAAGCAGGUCCAACCCCUGAGGAACUUAAAAACUACAUGGAUGCUCAGUACUAUGGGCAGAUUACCUUGGGAACUCCACCACAGAAAUUUAAUGUUGUAUUUGACACUGGUUCAGCUAAUCUAUGGGUCCCAUCAACCCAUUGCCAUCUAACCAACUUGGCUUGCUUGCUUCAUAACAAGUAUAAUGGAGGAAAAUCACAAACAUACAAGGCUAAUGGAACAGAUUUUGCUAUUCAGUAUGGAUCUGGAAAAUUGUCUGGCUAUUUGUCUACUGAUACGCUCGGCUUGGGCGGAGUCCUGGUGAAAGAUCAAACGUUUGCCGAAGCCAUCAGUGAGCCCUCUCUCACAUUUGUCGCAGCCAAAUUUGAUGGCAUCUUAGGUAUGUCAUACCCAGCGAUUUCUGUUAACGGAGUUCCCCCGGUUUUCAAUAACAUGAUUGAACAAGGAUUGGUAGAGGAUCCUGUGUUCUCUUUCUGGCUCAGCAGGAAUCCUGACGCUGCUCAGGGAGGGGAAAUUACUUUUGGCGGAGCUGAUCCAGAACGCUACACUGGUGAAAUCAGCUGGGCUCCAGUUACCCGAAAAGCUUACUGGCAAUUCAAAGUUGAUGGGGUGCAGGUUUCCAAUGAAGCUGAUGGAGCAUUUUGUCAGGGAGGCUGUCAAAUGAUUGCAGACACUGGAACUUCUCUUAUUGCUGGUCCAGUAGAUGAGAUUAAAAAAUUGAACACAUUGAUUGGCGGCAUUCCUAUUAUGGCUGGAGAAUACUUUAUUAACUGCAGUAGGAUCAAUGAACUCCCGACCAUUUCUUUCAGCAUUGGAGGUAAAUCCUUCAGUCUUGAAGGCAAAGAAUAUGUCAUGCAGAUUGUUAAGUCAAAUGGAAUAUCUGCAUGCAUUUCCGGUUUCAUUGGACUAGAAAUUCCUCCACCUGCUGGCCCAUUGUGGAUUCUUGGUGAUGUGUUCAUUGGUCGUUAUUAUACGAUUUUUGAUUUUGGGAAUGACCGUGUUGGGUUUGCAGAUGCAGUCUAAUAUUGUGAUUAAAGUGUAGCGUUUAAGGGUUAUUCGAAUGAAUUCGUAAUUGGAUCAAUACAAUUAUAAAAUUGA